Molecule: messenger RNA, 591 nt
Organism: Morchella importuna
Lineage: Eukaryota; Fungi; Ascomycota; Pezizomycetes; Pezizales; Morchellaceae
Exons: 2
Coding region: 1-591 (196 amino acids)
Source: RefSeq, a predicted model, not a curated record
AUGAAGAUAUCUUCUCCGCCAGCGAAGCUCACAUCAGAACCUACUCUUGCGACCUCCCACCUUCGAAGUUCAAGCUUCCCCCCGCACAAACCACCCGACAUCCAGAGCAAGUCGAAAAGCCAUAUAAUCAUGACACUCGCAGACGAACCCUCGCCAGCUCCUACAAACACAACCACAACCGACUCCCUCCCCAGCGCACCCCCAACAACUGCGACCAACCCCCUCACCUCCCCACCUCCCAAAAUCACAACCAACUCCGUCCCCAUCUCCAAAACAGCCGGUCUCCUCUCCCUUGCCACCCAUGCGCUAAACCACAUCACCUCGCCAGACCAGCGCGCUCUACUCUCCCCCGAUGAGCUCAAGUAUGCAGUAGUGCAGCUCACCCUCACAGUACAAGCCGCGGCGAAGCUCGCGGAGGCUGCGCGCUUACAGGAACUCCACGGCGAUACGGAGCGCGUGAAGGGCGAGACAGAACGGUUCAAGGCGGAGACGGUAAAGGUGAAAGCGGAGGCAGAGAGGGCCGUGGUAGAGACGGAGUUGAGCAGGGCAGAGGCAGAGCGGAAGAAGGCCGAGGCGGAGGGGGCGGUGUAG